Medioppia subpectinata is the source of this 2405-nucleotide messenger RNA. Lineage: Eukaryota; Metazoa; Arthropoda; Arachnida; Sarcoptiformes; Oppiidae. The record is from the annotation of a GenBank genome assembly.
CGACUUAUGCCAUACUGUCUAAUGAUUGCAUGGCUUGUGUUGAAUGACCUAAACCUGUAUAUCGAGAGCAAAGAGUGAGUGAUAGACACGAGUAAGUGAUCUGUUGUAAGCAUUUUGUAUGGGAUUUACACAACAAUUGCAAAGAGUUUUGUAUAAAAGUAUUACAAAUAGAGUCCACGUCUCCAGAAGUCUACACACAAACCAUUGUCUCAAUCACGUCAAGAGAUCCAUAGAUUGGGCCAAAAACAAGUCACCGAAGUAUCGCAUUCUUUACGUCCGCAAAGUUAUGGCACAAACAGACGCAGAAGUGGCCGCUAUUCUGGAACCGCUCAGGAUAUCCGUCAAACAACAGGGUGAUAUCGUGCGGUCAUUGAAAGAGACGGCGGCUCCGGAUGUGGACAUAAAAAAGGCGGUCAAUGAGUUGAAGGCCCGGAAGAAAGUUCUGGAAGACAAGGAGCUAUCGCUGGCGCCAAAAGACGUCGGUUUUGACAGAGCGGUGUUGGAAGAGCUUCUGAAGCGCCGGUUCUUCUUUGACCAGUCGUUUGCCAUUUACGGUGCGAUCGCCGGACAGUUCGACUUCGGGCCUAUGGGUUGUGCGAUGAAAACCAAUUUGUUGAACAUUUGGCGCAACCAUUUCGUACUCGAGGAACAGAUGCUUGAAGUGGACUGUACUAUAUUGACUCCCGAACCCGUUCUUCGGGCUUCUGGACACGUCGAACGGUUCGCCGAUUUGAUGGUCAAAGACGUGAAGAAUGGCGAGUGUUUUCGUUUGGAUCAUCUCAUUAAAGGACAUCUCGAGAAACUGAUGGCCGAUAAGAAGACCACUGCAGCGAAGAAAGCGGAAUACGAAGACGUGAUCAUUAAAUUAGACGGCUAUUCAAAGGACGAGAUGAAUGCCGCGCUUCGCAAGUAUGAGAUCAAGACUCCGGUCACCGGCAAUGACGUGACGGAUGCCAUCGAAUUCAACCUAAUGUUUAGCACAUCUAUCGGUCCUUCGGGUGCUAUUAAGGGAUUUCUACGGCCAGAGACGGCUCAGGGAAUAUUCGUUAACUUUAAACGACUUUUAGAGUUCAAUCAGAAGCGCCUUCCCUUCGCGGCCGCACAGAUCGGUAAUGCCUUUCGUAAUGAGAUAUCGCCCCGAAGUGGACUCAUUCGUGUGCGAGAGUUCACAAUGGCUGAAAUCGAGCACUUUGUCGAUCCGUCCGAUAAAUUACAUCCGAAGUUUGAAGCGAUAAAAGAUGUGAAACUAAAUCUGUAUCCGGCGUGCAGUCAAAUGGAUGGCAAAUCUGCACAACUGGUCUGUAUUGGAGAGGCUGUCGCUAACAAGACUGUGGCCAACGAGACGUUGGGUUACUUUAUGGCACGGAUUCAUCAGUUUUUAACGAAAGUGGGCGUCGAUCCGAAGAGACUGCGAUUCCGACAACACAUGUCCAACGAAAUGGCUCAUUACGCCACCGACUGUUGGGACGCCGAGUGCCUCACGUCCUACGGUUGGGUCGAGUGUGUCGGGUGUGCCGAUCGAUCAGCUUUUGAUUUGACACAACACUCGAAGGCAACCCGAGUGAAACUCGUGGCUGAGAAAGACCUUCCGGAGCCGCAACAGAUUGAAGUCCACGAAUGCGUGCCUCAAAAGCCUUUGAUAGGAAAGGCAUUUAAAACCGACGCUAAGAUAAUCACCGAUACGUUGAAGGACUUAGAAUCCGAUGAAAUACUUAAAUACGAAUCCGAUUUAGAGAAAAGCGGACAAUUCGUGCUCAACAUUGAGGGCAAAGAGUUCCCGAUUACCAAAGAUAUGGUUACGAUUCGACGCUUGCAAAAGACAGUACACGUGGAAGAGAUCACUCCCGGAGUGAUUGAGCCGUCGUUCGGAAUCGGAAGAAUAAUGUAUACCAUUUGGGAACACAAUUUCCGAGUCAGGGAGGGCUCCGACCAGAGGGCGUAUCUCAGUUUACCCGCUGUUAUAGCGCCCAUCAAGUGCUCUGUCCUUCCGUUGAGCGGGAAUUCAGAUUUUAAACCAUAUGUUAAGAAGAUAUCGGAAAUGUUAACCCAAAACGAAAUCUCCAAUAAAGUGGACCAAAGCGGAGGAUCUAUUGGGAGACGAUAUGCCAGAACCGAUGAAAUUGCCAUUCCUUUUGGCAUUACUAUCGACUUCGAUAGUCUAAGUCCUCCGCACAGCGCGACUCUUAGGGAGAGGGACUCUAUGGAACAGAUCAGAGCACCGAUCGAUGAAUUGGCUCUUAUUGUGAGUGAUUUGGCAAAAGGCAAGAAGAGUUGGGCUCAAGUGAAGACCUGUUACCCACUCUUUGAACAACAGGAAUCAACUAAGAAUUAACAUAACAUUGUUUCAAACUUUAUGCAGGAAUUUGUAUUAAAUUAUAAUAAAAUUGUUUUUUAAGACCAAAGAA